UCAUCCGAUCGUAGAAAACAGGAGGAGAAGUAAGAAAAGAGGCGAGAAAGGAAGCUUUUAAAAGUUUGACUGAGGAGAAGAAGAAGCUCCUGGAGGUAGCACUGGAGGAGACCAGGUGGAGGAGGAAGAGAAAAGGAAACAAAACAAGAGCAAAGGAGGAAGAGGAGAACAGCAAUGUGACUGUGAAGGAGGCGAUUCAAAGGAGGAGAGAGAAAUCAGGCAACAGAGGGAGGAGAAAGGAGGAGAAGUGACUGCAGAUGUCAACUUGCAUGUGAGGAGGAGAAAAGGAAGGAGAGCUAAUGUGACUUUGGGGUAAAAACAGGAGACCUGGAGGAAGAGGAGCAGCACAUGUUUGCAGAGAGAGUUGAUUAACACGUGAAGUGUGUGUGAGAAGCAGAUCUGGUCCUGAUGAUGGGCUGCUGUCUGUUCAUUUACUAUCGGAAGAAGAGGAAGCAGGCAAGCAGAGAUGCAGACUCCCUCAGCCUCUGCAGUCUGGACAUCAACGAGCCCAGCACCAAGCGCAGUAAACCAGUAUCCAGGGUGACGUCUCUGGCCAGCCUGCUGCCGCCUGUCAAGACCGCCCCGCUGAAGAGGAUUGGUCAGACGCUGCAGCGCACCAUCAGUUUUCGUAAUGAGAGUCAGACGGAGAGAGCUGCUCCUCCUCCUCCUCCCUCUGCCUCCUCGACGAUGAAGACGCGAGUUAUCUCAGCCACUGUCUCCAACCCCCCAUCCUCCUCUUCCUCCUCCUCCUCCACCAUGACCGGGACGAGGGGAUCCACAGCAACAGCCACGGCCGCCAAGCGCCGGGACUCCAAACUGUGGAGCGAGACGUUCGACGUGCGACUGGGGGCAACGCAACCUCUGAGCCCGAAAGAGAUAAAACGACAAGAGGCUAUAUUUGAGUUGGCUCAGGGUGAGCAGGACUUGGUGGAGGAUCUGAAGUUGGCUAAGAAGGCCUACCGCGACCCGAUGCUGAAACUAUCAAUCAUGACUGAGCAGGAACUGAACCAGAUUUUUGGUACUCUGGACUCACUGAUACCGCUGCAUGAAGACCUGCUGAGUCGCCUCAGAGACGUCAGAAAACCUGACGGGUCCACAGAACACGUGGGACACAUCCUGACUGACUGGCUGCCCUGUCUCUCCUCCUACACUCCAUACUGCAGUAACCAGGUGAAGGCCAAGGCCUUGUUGGACCAGAAGAAGCAGGAUCGGCGUGUCCAGGACUUCUUGCAGCGCUGUCUCCAGUCGCCCUUCAGCAGGAAGUUGGACCUGUGGAACUUCCUGGACAUUCCCCGCAGUCGACUGGUGAAAUACCCACUGCUGCUCAGGGAGAUCCUGAAGCACACACCCAAUGACCAUCCGGACCGGCAGCACCUGGACGAGGCGAUGCUGAUGGUUCAGAACGUGGUGGCGGACAUCAACAGGCGGACGGGGGAGUCAGAGUGUCAGUAUUACAAGGACCGUCUUUUGUACGCUGAGGACGGACAGAGGGACGAACUCAUUGACCGGUCCAGGACCCUCAGCUGCCAUGGAGGACUGAAGAACAACAGAGGACUCAAGCUUCACGUCUUUCUGUUCCAAGACGUCCUGGUCAUCACCAGGUCCGUCUCGCUGAACGACCAGCAGGUGAGCUACCAGCUGUGCCGCCAGCCAAUUCCCAUCCGGCAGCUGGACCUGGAGGACCUAUCGGAUGGAGAGAUGAGAGUGGGCGGGUCCAUCAGAGGGGCCUUCAGCAACAACGAGCGGACAAAGAACUUCUUCCGGGUUUCGUACCGCACUGGAGGUCAGCUGCAGAGCCACUACUUCCAGGCCAGCGACGCCUUCAACAAACAGCAAUGGAUCAACUGCAUCAGACAAGCUAAGGAAGCCGCAGCACUGACUGGAGACCAGCAACCACAGACAAGACAGUGUCUGGAGACAGGGAUAGGUGGACAGAUAGUGCCUCUUGGUGGGACAGCACUGAGUUUGCGAGGUGAUUCAGGUAUUGAAGUUGAUAAAGAGAUGUGGGGGGAGAUGGAGGCAGGUCUGGGUUUGGAAGGAAAGGAAGGUCUGAGUGGAGGUAAAGAUCUAAGUUUAGGUAGGGAGGCUGGUGUGGGUUUGACUCAAGAGACAAUGACUGGUAAGGAGAUGGAGGCAGGUUCGGCUGUAGCUGCUGGGACAAGAUUUGAAUUAGAUGGUGAAACAGGGAUGGACAGUGAGACAAGGCUGUCAGUUAAUGAGACAGAGAUGAGUGAGAUGGAGACGGUGCAGGGUCUCAGUGAUGAGACAGGGCAGGGCCCCUGUGACGAGACUGGGGCAGAGCCAGGACCAGAGCUGGGAGCCAGAGCAGACUGGAAGACGGAUGGAGGAGGAGGAGGAGGAGGAGGAGGAGAAGGAGAGACUCUCAGCAGAGGUGGUAAUGAUGUUCCCACCUUUAUCCUCUCCCCUGCUUCACCCAAAGAGGAGGAAGAGGUCUGCAUGGACACCAGCGAGUUUGACUCUCCGGAGGGUGAGGAGCUGACUCUCAGGUGCUGAUACUAGGACCAAACAAAAAGAGGACACUGAAGGACUGACACUGCAGCCAAUCAAAUCAGGGAUUUGAUGAUGAUGUCAGUGACAAACCUGUUGAGACACAUUCACUAACGUGUUCUACAACACUAACUGCUGUAUCCUGACUGCCGGUAACCAUAGUAACCACUGUGUUCCAGAGUCCCCAGCAUCUGUCACCCCCACACUCUGGAACCCUGGCCCCAUAUAGCCAUACUAGCUGCACGGAUGCUAUUAACAGACCUGGUGCUCCACUCAUUUCAGUGAAAGUUGUUCAUCUGGCACAUGCUGCAAAAAAAAAGUUUUUCAGGCUUCCUAAGGCCUUCGUUUGCAACUUCCCUCUGAAUCCCCACAGACAUGAACUGCACAUCAAAACACUGACACGAUUCCUCAACACUUUAAUGUUCAUUGGACUGAAUGGUUCCACUUCUUAUAACACAAAAAAAACAAAGGCUGAAGCUGGAGUGUUUGUGAUGCUCAGAACAUGUAUUUAUGGUUUUACUGCCUUUUGAAAUGAUGUAUAUGCACGGGGAAGUAUUUUUUUGGGUGUCACAUGACCUGCAGGUCCAACGGUGGCCACAAAGCCGAAAAUUGCCUCAGCCCACAGCUGUUCUUUGGGGCUUGACAUUUACUUAUGUUACUAUGACUACUGCUGUCUCCACAUCAGUGGCACCAUGUUACCAUGGUAAUCACACUUCACCAGAGUCAAAGUUAUUCCUGGCUUGUUUUAUCCCAGUUUACUUUAUCCUGAAUUUAUUUCUUCAUAACUAACAUUCGCUCACUUACUUAUAUUUUGCACUUGACCUGCCUGUGGACAAACUCCAUUGUGCUGUCUAUUGUCUUCACCUUUGUAUAAGGCAAAACCUUUUAAUUAAUUCCACAACUGUCAGCUGUUUGGACUAUUAAAGUUUCCCAGUGGAGUUUGUGACCAGUUACUGGCACUAAGAACAGGUUGUUUCUAUCUUGUGCUCUAUACUAGCAUGCACACAAGAAUGUAAAUGCAUAUGAACAGGCACACCUCUUGUGCAAUACACAUUACUGCUGAUGGUUUUAAUCUGUUCACACUGAGAGCUGGUGACAGAAACAAGGCCCAGGAAAGGUAACAACAUGCCAGUAAAAAGUGCAAGAAUACUGCUAAGUCAUGUUAAUAUGGACAUAAAUAUUAGACGUUUCAAAAAGUUUUAAAAAUCUUCUUUUCAAAUAUUUUUAGAAGAAGGAAAUGCAUUCAACAUAUUUGUUAGACUUCAAGAAGACAGUGUAUUUUGGUGGAAAACAAGAGAACAUAACUUAUUUGUUUACAGGAAGACUCCGCUGAACACUUAAAAAACACUGCCAAAGAAGUUAAAAGUCAAGUCAAGUCAUUGGUUGGCAAUAAAGUAAUGAAAUUUAAAAGCUUCUGGCAUCUCAAACAAUAUCAGUGAAUUAUAAUCAAUCAUGUUUACAUCUACAAGUACCACUCAACGUCUCUGUUUAGACAUUUGACAAAUGGAGAGAGGCAGGUUUCCCAGCUUGUUCUGUUUCUAAAACUGUGUUUAUCGUGUCUUAGAAUCUCUUGCAAUGUCUGGAAACACUGGAGAACAACAGAGCUGUACACCCAGUUCUCAUUAUUAUUCUAUCCAUCUGUCUAAAUUCACAACCAUUUGUAAAUGUAUAAAUUUUAAUGUUAAUUCACCAAAAAUUUUCCAAAGUACCAAACAGCCUCCGAUGAAUAACGUUCCUGUGUAACCGCUCUGCCUCAGAAAGUACAUUUUUAGUGAAAAGUAAUGCAUGUGAUGCAGUGAUUACAUUAUAUGCAGUGGCAAUGCACAGUGAAUUUCAAAGUAGGCAGGAGUGAGGUAAGAUGGAGGUUGAGGUGUACAGGCUUUUCCCCUCUACACAACAUCAAGUGUUAUCCGUUAUUUGUAAAUGACAGUGACUAUUUUAUCUAACCAUGACCAUGAUGUUUCUGUCAGAGCUUUACUUGCCUAUUGCCUCAAACUUGCAUUGAAAUAUUUUUGAUAUUAGUGUUGAAUAAAAUGACUGUGUAAUGUGA
Toxotes jaculatrix (banded archerfish) is the source of this 4558-nucleotide messenger RNA. It is a transcript of the gene arhgef3, whose product is annotated as Rho guanine nucleotide exchange factor (GEF) 3. The coding region runs from base 409 to 2514 and encodes 701 amino acids. The transcript is spliced from 12 exons. Gene Ontology annotation, biological process: positive regulation of Rho protein signal transduction; intracellular signal transduction. Lineage: Eukaryota; Metazoa; Chordata; Actinopteri; Toxotidae. Gene Ontology annotation, molecular function: guanyl-nucleotide exchange factor activity. The record is from RefSeq and is a predicted model, not a curated record.